Molecule: messenger RNA, 1236 nt
Organism: Tricharina praecox
Lineage: Eukaryota; Fungi; Ascomycota; Pezizomycetes; Pezizales; Pyronemataceae
Exons: 4
Coding region: 198-1088 (296 amino acids)
Biological process (GO): proteasome-mediated ubiquitin-dependent protein catabolic process
Cellular component (GO): proteasome regulatory particle, base subcomplex; nucleus; cytosol
Molecular function (GO): polyubiquitin modification-dependent protein binding
Source: RefSeq, a predicted model, not a curated record
CCUGUGUUGGUGGGUUCCGCGAGUUAGCCUCUACAGCUCUAGGAGGACCGCCAACAUCACCAUCUCUGCCAUCAAGCAUCAACAUCGCCAUCAACCAUCACCGCCACCUUAAAUUCGAUAUCAACCACCUACCCGCCGACGAAUCCGACCUUCUUUCUACCAACAUAUCCAGCUAAAACCGCCACACACCGCCCAACAUGGUGCUGGAAGCUACUAUGAUAGUUGUCGACAAUAGCGAGAGUAGUCGGAAUGGAGACUACACACCGACCCGCUUUGAAGCUCAGGCCGAUGCCGUCUCGCUCCUCUACUCGGCAAAGACUCAAGCCAACCCCGAGUCAUCGGUCGGAUUGAUGACGAUGGGUGGAAAGGGUCCGGAGGUGCUGGUGACUCUGACGACGGACUACGGCAAGAUUCUGAGUGGAUUGCACGAGACAAAGAUCAAGGGAGAGGCCCACCUAGCUACGGGUAUCCAGGUCGCUGGUCUCGCUUUGAAGCACCGUCAGAACAAGUCCCAGCGACAGCGGAUCGUUGUUUUCGUUGGAUCGCCGAUCGCCGAAGAUGAGAAGUCCCUGGUCAAGCUCGCAAAGAAGAUGAAGAAGAACAAUGUCGCCGUCGACUUCGUCAACUUCGGAGAGGUCGAGACCGACAACACGCAGAAGCUCCAGGCGUUCAUCGAAGCCAUCAACUCGUCCGACAACUCACAUCUCGUCACGAUCCCUCCCGGAAACCACCUCCUGUCCGACCGUCUGAUUGCUACGCCCAUCAUGGGUGAAACUGGGUCGUCUGAGGGUGGUACUGGUGCUGGCGAGAGUGGCGAGGGCUCGGGUGGAUUCGAGUUCGGAUUCGAUCCCAAUCUAGAUCCCGAGCUGGCAAUGGCCCUACGGAUGUCCAUGGAGGAUGAGAAGGCACGUGUUGCUCGUGCCGAGAAGGAAAAGGAAGAAAAGGAGAAGAAGGAUGCUGGCGAAGGCCCCAGCAACUUGGAGAGCGUCAAGGAAGAGGAUGAGAACACCCCUUUACUAAAGGACGACCAGAAGGACAAGGACAAGAAAGACGACGAUGCCCCCGGCGAUAAAAUGGACACUGCGUAGUAGCAUAGUGUUUUGUUUUGCUUGCUUGCAGUUUGCGGAAAGCAUGUCUGGGGCAAAGCAAUCUUGGGGGGCAGGGGAGGCUUUCACCCUGUACGAUUACUUUGAAUUUCAUGAUGCGAUGCAACGUGUGGACUUUGUGUAAUGGUGA